Messenger RNA from Biomphalaria glabrata, 3281 nucleotides. Its product is annotated as protein Mpv17-like. Gene Ontology annotation, cellular component: cytoplasm; membrane. Lineage: Eukaryota; Metazoa; Mollusca; Gastropoda; Planorbidae. The record is from RefSeq and is a predicted model, not a curated record. The coding region runs from base 248 to 784 and encodes 178 amino acids. The transcript has 9 exons.
AUAGAAAACUAAGACGCUUUGUUCAAGUUGUUGCUGUGGAGUGGAGUGUCACUGCCAGUAUGUUGAAUGUAAAUGAAACUCUAGCCAAGAUGAAGAAAAUGUUACAAUGAAUCAGUCUAUGCAGUGAUGCCCAAACUACAGCCCGCGGGCCGGAUGUAGUUCAGACUGACCCGCCAAAAUAUCGGAACAAAAGAUAGGAAAUAGAAAAAAAUUAAAAAAGCCUGUGUGAGCAGUUCAAUCUGUCAACAUGGUAACUCGAUUAUGGCAGGGCUAUUCACGGCUACUAAAGAUGUACCCUUUACGAACUAUGGCUUUCACAACUGGUACAAUUAUGACUGCUGGAGAUUGUAUCAGCCAGCUAGCUAUAGAGAGAAAAGGACUUCAGCAAUAUGACUUGAAAAGAAGUAGCAGGUUUUUGGUUCUUGGAUUCUGUUUUUUUGGUCCAAUGAUGAGAGGAUGGUAUCUAACACUGGAUAAAUUAUAUGCUGGUAAAAAGUUUGCUGCUAUCAAAAUGAUGGCAACUGAUCAACUGUGUAUGUCUCCAUUUUUUCUGUCCACAUUUCUGACAGUAAUGGGAUUAUUAAAAGGAGAAACAAUUCAAGAAAUCAAAAACAAAUUUCAAAAGGAGUUUUUGCCUCUCCUCUUCACAAGUUAUAAAAUUUGGCCACUGGCUCAAUUAAUCAAUUUUUAUGUAUUGCCUUUACAACAUAGGGUGCUAUUUGUAAAUUGUGUAGCUCUUGGUUGGAACACAUAUCUGGCAUGGGUAACAGAGCGAAAGCAAUAGAUAGGAUGUGUGUGUGUGUGUGUGAAUCAUAGAUUUAAGAUUGUUAUUGGAAGAUUCAAACUUUACCAGCUUCUAGUUCAUUUUUUUAUAAUCACAUAUAUGCCAGAAAGCUUAGUGAAAUAUUGGCUUAAAGACAUUGUGACUUAUGAUUUUUGUCAAACAAUUAUUGAAAAUGUUAUAAUUACUUCAGUCAUUAACUUAAUGAAUUCAGUCUUUUGGUUUAAAAUCAGUUAUAUUAAUUUAAAAAAUCAAUAAACAAUUAAUUAUAGAGAUCAUAGUCAUACAGAUUUGUUCUUAUCUAGACUAUAUGGAACUUUUAAAUAAAAAUAAUAUUCAACCUUGUGGUCUAAAAGUAUACUUCUCCAAAGUCAAAAACAUUUUGAACUGUUUCAGUUCAUUUUGAAUUACUGUUGAAGGUUAUAUAUAAUGAUACUUGGAAGCAUUCGAAUAUAUUCAGAUAAAAAAUUGCUUUAUCUGUGAUAGUUAAUCUGCAUCCAAUGUGUUGUACUGUUUCUUUUAUUUAUUUUACUUGGUGUGUUACUUUUUUAUAACCAACAAAGACUUUAUAUUCCAACCAUACAUAAUUAUCUCAAUGAUCUAAACCAGUGAUGCCCAAAAUACAGCCCGCGGGCCAGAUUUGGCCCGCCAAAAAGUCGGCACAAAGUGUAGAAAAUCCCUUCUCCCUUUCCAAAAACCAAAAAGGUUUAAAAAAGUAUCUUAUGAACAUUAGGGUCCUGACUUUAUCUCUGAUGGAUCAGUACCAUGACCUUUAACAAUGGUACUUUUAUGAAAUAGAAAGAAAAUACAAGUGAACUCUGAAUGUAGAAUCUACCAGCAAAAGUUAAACGGAGCUUUUAUUUUUAGUGGAACAUGAUCAUAAGGCAACAUAUUUGAGUUGUACAGAAAGUAGCUUAAAAAACAACAUAUAGGCUAAGCAGCAUUAUAUAACAGAUAUGAAGGCGUUCUUGGUUGGAGCUGCAAAUACAAAAAAUGUUAAGUUACGCUUAGAUAUGGAAGGAUUUAUGGGAAAAUUUAACAAAAAGAGAACAAAAAAAAAAAGGCGUCAGCUAGCUAGCUGUUGCUUACAUUUUAAGUAUUAAGCUAUUUUCCGACGCGUAAAAAAAAAGAUAACUUGUAGAUAUCCCAUUAAUUAAUGUAAGUGCUAAUCAGUUUCUAAUCAAAUUGUUACAGGUCGAUUUCAUUUCGUUUUUGUACCGUUGUGGUCAUAUGGCCCACGACACGAGUGUCGGAAAUAAAAAUGGCCUGCAGGUCGGAUUAGGUUGGGCAUCACUGAUCUAAACUAUUUGCACUAAUAAUAUUAAUUUCAAUCAGAAUAAUAAAUAAUUAAGUACUUGACCACUUGACAUUCUAUUAUCUGCAAUAUGUUACUAUUAUUAAAAAAAUAAAAAAUUGAACAUUAUCUCUCUUUAUUCUUUCAAGAGUUCAGCAUUUUCAUAGAACAAAAUGUCUAAAACUGUUAGUAGCCAUUUAUUAUUGUUGGCCUUGAAAUGUCCUCUUUUGGACUCUUCACUACUCUGUGUCAUGUCUCUUUAUGUCAACUUGUUUAUGUACUGUUAUUUUAGAAAUGUCCUACAAAUGUCUUUAUGGGAUCAAUCUAAAAUGUUUCAUUGUAUGAUCUAUUUAGGACUUUUGUAUACGCUUGUUUAUGUUUGAAUUAUUCUGGACUAAGAAAUAUUUUAAUAUUAUAAACAGAAAAGGAUUAUUAACAAUUUUAAUUGCUUUUUUAUGCAUUUUUAAAAAGAGAAUUUAUGCCCCCCCCUCAUCUUUCCUUUUUUAUAUAUAUAUAUAUAUAAAAUAAAAUAAAAAAUUGUAACUUGAAAUAAAUUCAUUUUGAUAUGAAUGUUCUAAAAUCAGAAUUUGAAUCAGACCUUACUGUAUAUAACAUAUUUUCUUGCAUUUUGAGUGAUUAAUUUGGAAUUAAUGGUACUUUAUGUAAUAAAAUUUGAUUAUUACUUUAUUCUAAUAUAUAUAUAUUUAUUGUUUAUGUGAAUUUUAAUUUUUCUUUAUACAUUAAUCAUUUUUUAUAAGAUUAGAAUUUUUUUUUAGGUUUUUAAAAUAGUAUUUUUGAGUCUCGGUCAUCAGUGUAACUUUGACAACCCCCUACCCUUCAUUCUAACUUCUAACAUGUGUUAAAGAAAAGCUUAUAUCUGUAUUUUGAAAAGAGAGACUGUUAGUCCAGGAUGACUAUUGGGUUUUUACAGUUUUACUGGUAGGAUUCCAUCCCUAUUUCAUUACAUACAUUCUUUAUUGUAUGAAAUAUGUUUGGCUUUAACUUAGAUCUGUUUUUCUUCCUUUAAGUUUGAGUGUCACUACACAUUAUAGUCGUUAAUGUGAAUUAUAGAUGUUCAUUAUAGCCAUAUUAUUUUUACUUGAUGCUAAUGUUUUUUUAUUUUUUUAUUUUUCAUAUUGUUUUGUUCAUGUCUAUCCUUGAAAUGGUCAUUAACAUUUUAAAAAAAUAAAAAAACAGUUUAAUAUA